ACAAAUUGUUCAAAAAAAUAAAAAAAAAAAAGAAAAAUAAAAGGGCAUCUCGUUUAACAUAGAAACUUCAUUCAAAGAUUAUAAAGCAGGUAAAGUAUGGAUUGACUUCAAGAUCUCCAUCUUACUUAUCUAAUUAAAAGUUGUUAAAGCAUGCAUUAAGAUUGUGUUAUCCCAAAAAAUCUCCUUGACACGUGGCAGAUGAAAUGGCGUGCCACUUGCUUUGUUCAAAACAAGAAAGAUUUCUCCGACGACCCUCUCUUCUUUCCAAGCGUGGAACUCAGCUUGUGAGUUGAUGGAAGAACGUCGUGAAUUGCACCUUAAAGAUCAGACGAUUGGCAGAAACGAGGGAUGAACUUCCUGCACUAAAUGGGUUAUGCGACAAAAUGCCCUGGAUAUGAUUCCAAGGACUCCUAAAAGCUAAUGUAAUCAAGAAAAGUUAAGACUGCAAGAAGAUAUAAUGCAACAUCGACUUAAUGAAGAACCAGCAAAACAUCAACUUACUGGAGAAUCUGAAAAUUCUAGUCUCAACCACAGUGGAGUAUCACCACCACCUCAUAAUGCAACUUCAGUCUCCAAUCAUCCUAUGAUAACAAGAGCUCGAGUAGGGACUCAUACUGGUCAUGUUAAAACAAUAUUCACAAAGCAUGCAAAUUACAUGAAUACUAAUGAUCCUUUUUUUAACAUUGCAAAUCAUGACAUCCAAGAGCCAAAAACAAUGAAGAAGGCACUCCAAAUUCCACACUGGUUCAAUGCCAUGAGAGAAGAAUUAGAUGCAUUUCACAAAAACAACACAUGGACUCUAGUACCUCUACCGUCUUCACCAACGAACAUCGUAGGGUCCAAAUGGGUGCUUAAAACAAAGUUGAAUCCUGAUGGCACUAUAGAAAGAUUCAAGGCUCGGUUAAUAGCACGAGGUUUCACUCAAGUACCUGGAGUAGACUUUGAUGAAACAUUUAGUCCAGUUUUAAAACCUACCACUCUCCGAUUAGUCAUUGCUCUUGCAACAACUUUUGGAUGGCCUCUAAGACAACUAGAUGUAAAGAAUGCAUUUCUACAUGGCAAGCUCAAAGAAACAAUUUACAUGAGUCAGCCACCAGGUUUUGAACAUCCCGAACAUCCCAAACACCCUACAUAUGUCUAUCAACUACACAAGUCAAUAUAUGGUCUCAAGCAAGCUUCGAGGGCAUGGUUUGAUACUUUUACGUUGCAUCUUCUACAAAUGGGAUUUUCUUGUAGCUGAGCUGAUUCUUCUUUAUUUGUAUUACAUAACCAACAAUGUGUUGCUUUGCUCCUUCUAUAUGUUGAUGAUAUUGUACUCACUGCAACUUCUGGACUAUUGCUUAAGGAUAUCAUCAAUCAUCUCAGUAGACAUUUUGCCCUCAAGGAUUUAGGAGCCCUUAGCUGAGAAACAGUGGAGCAAGCUAGGAGGAGGGAAAGAAGAGCAAAAGAGGAAAAUGAAACCGCCAUUUUUUUGGGCUCCCCCAAGAAAAGAAGCGCCAACUAACCAACCAACUACCAACCUGCAAAGCCGCAGUGCAAGGCAGAGGCCUCUAGUCUGUGUAUUUAUAAAAGAAAAAGCUGCCUCUAUAGCAAUAUUUAAGACCACAUUCGGCAGAAUGCCUUUUUGGCAUUAAUUAAUUUAGUUUUCUGCU
Molecule: messenger RNA, 1652 nt
Organism: Rubroshorea leprosula
Lineage: Eukaryota; Viridiplantae; Streptophyta; Magnoliopsida; Malvales; Dipterocarpaceae
Source: the annotation of a GenBank genome assembly